AUGGCUGGUCUGGUCACGAAUGCUUCGGGACUUAUAGCGCUUCGCUUCUUCGUGGGUAUCUUGGGUGGGACAUUUGUGCCUUGUCAAGUGUGGUCCACUGGCUUUUUCGACAAGAACGUUGUUGGAUCUUCUAAUGCCCUGAUUGGAGGUUGGGGUAAUGCUGGUGGUGGUAUUACCUACUUCUUGAUGCCUUUGAUCUAUGACAGUUUGAAGAGCGACCAAGGACUAUCUUCCCACGUCGCAUGGCGUGUAGCCUUCAUCGUGCCCUUUAUCCUGAUCGUGUCCACUGCUCUCGGAAUGCUGCUGCUCUGCGACGAUACACCCACUGGCAAGUGGAGCGAACGACAUGACAAUGCCCAACGUCUCGCCCACAGUGCUCAAGCUGCUGUUGUCAGUUCACCCGGGCAUGCGAGCAGCGGCAGCAGUACUCCCGAAGUACGUGAGAAGAGAGACAUGGAGAAGGGCGAGGGCGACGCCUCAGACUACCAACAGCCAAAACAAGGUGAAAUGACUGAUCUCGCUGUGGGCGAAGUCAUCGUCGCACCAACUCUGAAGCAUACACUCCACAUCAUCACCUCACCACAGACCCUCUUCCACUGCGCGACUUACUUCUGCUCGUUCGGCGGCGAGCUCGCGAUUAACUCUUACCUGGGAGCAUACUACCUCAGGAACUUCCCCUAUCUUGGCCAAACGCAAGCCGGCCGCUGGGCAUCCAUGUUCGGCCUGCCGAACGUAGUGACCAGACCACUUGGCGGUAUCAUCGCCGACAUCCUCUUCAAGCACACCAAGUCUCUAUGGGUCAAGAAGUGCUGGAUUUUGUUCGUUGGCAUUGUCUCUGGCGCCUUCCUUAUCGCUAUUGGCUUGACAGAUCCAUCCUCAGAGUCCAUGAUGUUCGGUCUGAUCGCUGGUAUGGCCAUCUUUGUGGAAGCUGGCAAUGGCGCGAACUUUGCUCUUGUGCCACAUGUCCACCCAAGUGCCAAUGGAGUUCUGUCGGGCACUGUGGGCGCGGUCGGGAACUUGGGUGGAGUCAUCUUCGCGAUCGUGUUUCGUUAUCAUCACGCGGACUACGCGACGAGCUUUUGGAUCACGGGUGUCAUGACCAUUGGCAUGAACCUGAUAUUAUGCUGGGUGAAGCCGUUGCCGAAAGGCCAGCGAUAA
Messenger RNA from Fulvia fulva, 1158 nucleotides. RefSeq names its product Nitrate transporter. The transcript is spliced from 2 exons. Gene Ontology annotation, molecular function: nitrate transmembrane transporter activity. The coding region runs from base 1 to 1158 and encodes 385 amino acids. NCBI's taxonomy places the organism in Eukaryota, Fungi, Ascomycota, Dothideomycetes, Mycosphaerellales, Mycosphaerellaceae. The record is from RefSeq and is a predicted model, not a curated record.